AGAGCGAGCCGAGCCGCAGCUAGCUCCAGCGGGCGGCAGGCGCCGGAGCGCAGCGCAGCGCAGCGCAGCCCUAUCGGCCCGCAGAGCCGACCGUGCUGGAAGCCGAGCGCGGCCGUGUAAGACCAGUGAUGGGGGCAGGUGCCGCGGACCGUGCCAUGGAUGGGCCGCGCCUGCUGUUACUACUGCUGCUGCUGGGGGUGUCCCUCAGUGGUGCCAACGAGGCAUGUCCCACGGACUUGUACACCUACAGCGGCGAGUGCUGCAAAGCCUGCAAUCUGGGCGAGGGCGUAGCCCAGCCCUGCGGAGUCAACCAGACUGUGUGUGAGCCCUGCCUGGACAGCGUGACCUUCUCCGACGUGGUGAGUGCCACUGAGGCAUGCAAGCCGUGCACCGAGUGCGUGGGCCUACAGAGCAUGUCUGCACCGUGCGUGGAGGCUGACGACGCUGUCUGCCGCUGCGCCUAUGGCUACUACCAGGACGAGGCCACCGGCCACUGUGAGGCCUGCCAGGUGUGCGAGGCAGGCUCGGGCCUUGUGUACUCAUGCCAGGACAAGCAGAACACCGUGUGCGAGGAGUGCCCGGAUGGCACAUACUCUGACGAGGCCAACCACGUGGACCCAUGCCUGCCCUGCACCGUGUGUGAGGACACUGAGCGCCAGCUGCGAGAGUGCACCCGCUGGGCCGACGCCGAGUGUGAGGAGAUCCCUGGCCGUUGGAUUACACGGGCCACACCCCCAGAGGGUUUGGAGAGCCCAGAACCUAGCACCCAGGAGCCUGAGGGCCCUCCAGAACUAGACCCUGUGGCCAGCACUUUGGCAGAUGUGGUAACCACAGUGAUGGGCAGCUCACAGCCCGUAGUGACCAGGGGCACCACCGACAACCUCAUCCCUGUCUAUUGCUCCAUCCUGGCCGCUGUGGUUGUGGGUCUCGUGGCCUACAUCGCCUUUAAGAGGUGGAACAGCUGCAAGCAGAACAAGCAAGGAGCUAACAGCCGGCCGGUGAACCAGACGCCCCCGCCAGAGGGUGAAAAACUCCACAGCGACAGCGGCAUCUCUGUGGACAGCCAGAGCCUGCAUGACCAGCAGCCCCACACACAGACAGCUGCAGGCCAGGCUCUCAAAGGUGAUGGAGGCCUCUACAGCAACCUGCCCCCAGCCAAGCGGGAGGAGGUGGAGAAGCUGCUGAAUGGCUCUGCAGGCGACACCUGGAGGAACCUGGCAGGGGAGCUGGGUUAUCAACCGGAACACAUAGACUCCUUCACCCACGAGGCCUGCCCUGUCCGUGCCCUGCUCGCCAGCUGGGCGGCCCAGGAUAGCGCAACACUCGACGCCCUCCUGGCCGCUCUGCGCCGCAUCCAGCGAUCUGACAUUGUGGAGAGCCUGUGCAGCGAGUCCACAGCCACGUCCCCAGUGUGA
Molecule: messenger RNA, 1415 nt
Organism: Chrysochloris asiatica (Cape golden mole)
Lineage: Eukaryota; Metazoa; Chordata; Mammalia; Afrosoricida; Chrysochloridae
Gene: NGFR
Product: nerve growth factor receptor
Exons: 6
Coding region: 129-1415 (428 amino acids)
Biological process (GO): Rho protein signal transduction
Cellular component (GO): plasma membrane; cell surface
Molecular function (GO): death receptor activity; nerve growth factor binding; coreceptor activity
Source: RefSeq, a predicted model, not a curated record